AUGGAAGAAAACUGGCUGCAGGUAUCUCGACGGCGGCGUGGAAAAAAUCUUAGAUCACAAGACGACCUGUGGAAAAAUUUAGAUAUUGAGGAAGAAAAGGGUGAGCCUGUACCUGAUGUCUCCGCUCGUAAACAGAUGCAAAUAAUCGAUCGAGUUCACGGCAUCGCUGAUAUUUUGCGCAAGUCCGUGCUACUAAAAGAUGCACAAAGUGUAAUUAUGAAGCACUUUGACAUGAAAUCUGAAGAGACUUCAGUCAAAAAUGAAGAAAACCAAGCUGACUCAACAGAGAAGACACACAGUGGGCUGACCAUCGUAGGAUACGGCCUUGGAAGCUUUUGCGCGUCGAUAAAUGCUGUACAUCAGUUGGCCUUUCUUGUCGUCAUGAGAGAAGCGUUUAUGAAAAUAGAGGCAACUUGGGAUAGUCAUGCAGUAGGGAGCUUGAAAAGUCGUCACAUUUGUGUUGAAAUUUAUGAUCCUGCCAUGAACAAGAGCGACGUUGCAAUUGCAAAUUACUUUCAACUAGAAGUAAUUCAAAAGAACGAGCAUGGGCGUCGGCUUGUAAAGUCCAACACGGUAUUCUUUAUGCCACAUUGUAGCAAGACGUUAUAUCAGAACGUCUUGGCUUGCAAUUGGGGUCCUGCGAUUGGAAAACUCGUCAUUAUCGGCAACAGUUUUUCAGCGUACAGAGAUCGCACGCUUGUAACUAAAGAGCGUGAGAAGCUGCUUUUCGUCAGAGUGCUGCCGUAUUUGAAAGAGAUUCAAUUAUCUUGCGGUGUCGCCAAAAGCCACAAGGAGUAUAGAACCUAUGAGGCGGCAUUCAAUGACCUUAGCGUGCAUAUAUUUCCUUCCCAGUUGCUUACCCGUGGUCUUAAAGACGACACUCUUUUGGGUAACAAAAUGGGAGCUGUAGCUACUACGCCAGAAUUUUCGGUCAAGAAAGAGUCACUUCGAAUGGUAGUGACGUGCGAAACUCCGAUAACCGCAGACCAAAUCCUUGAUAACGGAUUAUUAUAUAUAAAGACACAAAAGCGGGCGAGUCGUCCGUUUCCAUCACGUGCACGUUUCUCCUUCCAGGUGCAUAGGAGCAUGAAGGUGCGUCAUCUCUUAGGUUGGUCACGCCCUACGGAUAUGGCCAUGAGCAGUUUUCAAACGAGCAAGAUAAAGGUUGACUCACUGUCGAUAAACGGACUCCUUUCACCCGAAUCAGUCGCUGCUCGAAGUCGAAAUAACAACUCACAGGAUAUGGAAUUCUCGCACAAUCUCAAAAGUGAUGAAAACAAGCCUGAGAAUGCCGUGGACAAGGUACUGACAGCAGCUCCUGUCAGUAGAGAAAAGCGGACGCCUUCUGCAGCUCAUUGCAGCAACAAUAAUAACUCAUCAACAUCAGCCUAUACGUCUCAAUUCCGGGUUGCCAUACCCACAAAUUUCGAUAAAACGCCAACGGCGUCUCCUCCAAAAGUAACAUUUCGUAAAGGUGAAAAAAGUUUCCUUGAUUUUCAUCAGCAUUAUGCGAUCACAAGACAUUUGGGCGAAGGUUCGUACUCGACUGUAAAACAGGUGACGCAUCGUAAGAAAGGAGGCUUUUACGCAUGCAAAAUUGUUGAUAAAUUAAGUCUUUCAGAUGUCGAUCGUGCCGCGUUAUCACACGAGGUUCGCGUCCUCUCCAGUGUCAACCACGUCAAUAUUAUGCGCUUGUACGAAGUCAUUGAAGACGAUGCAAAGUGUUAUUUAGUCACAGAGCUAGCAGAAGGAGGAGAUUUGUUUGAUCGUAUUGUCAAACAUGGUAAAUUUUCUGAACGAGAGGCGCAGAAGGUCAUGGCAGCACUUGUGGAAGCGUUAUACUAUUGUCAUUUACACAAUAUCAUUCACCGUGACGUCAAACCUGAAAAUGUGCUGCUUUCAGGCGAUGACGUAAAAUUGUGCGACUUUGGCUUUGCUAGACAACUCAAUCAUCAAGAUGAUCAGGCUUCGGACUCAUGUGGUACACCAGGCUAUGCUGCGCCAGAGAUUUUAGAUGGAAGAUCUUAUGGUCUCGAAGUCGACGUUUUCUCACUAGGUGUUGUGACUUACAUAAUGUUGUGCGGAUAUCCUCCGUUUCCGAUGAAACUCGCUCAACUUCGUACACAUCGUUUUAAUGUGCGUUACCCGUCGAAAGAUUGGGCUGCUAUUCACCCCGAUGUCAAGACUCUGAUCUCGCACAUGCUCCACGUGGAUCCAAAAGAGAGACCGACAAUGGCAGUUCUUCGAACAAAUCCGUGGGUUAAAGCUGGUCGGAUUACUCUUGAGCGUCUACGCCGGGAAAAUGAAGAACGUCAGCGUCUAGCCGACCUCACCCGACGACAACAAGCCGCGUCGGCUAUUCGCAAAAAGCUUGUCAUGGGUGGCUUUGAAGCUAUUAAGUAUGGACGCAACGGGUUACCUCAUCGCACAAAGUUGCGCUUGUCAACGGAUGGGAAAGUCAUGAGCUGGCAGCCCAAGUUACUGAAGCGGAGCUUGCUACGCUACCAGAACGCACGCACUUUUACAAGUUUAUUUGGCAUAAGUGGCAAAAACAAUACUGAGGAAAAAAACUCAUCAGCUUUACAGGACGAGGGUUCUAAGUCUGAAACGCGGCGACCAGCAGUAGGUACGUCUUAUAAAGACGAGUCUGCCGACGCUUGUUCCACGGUCAAUAAUGUUGACGGCGCAGGAAGUACUACCGACGCUAUUAACGAAAAGCGAUUUUGGUGGCGCUCGCUACAUCGAGAGCGUAGUUCAAAGACUGAGCGAACGGCCAGCGGCGGAUUUACGCGUCCAACUACUACUCGACAGACUGCUAGCACUCCGUCAUCGCCAAUAACGCCACCCAUAGUCAAAGUGUUGCGUUUUCCAACCCCCAAUGUAACAUUGGAGCAUACAGAGUCUCCAUACGCGACAUCAUCAGAUCGAUUGGAUGAUUCAAUUAAGCUGCAUGACAUAAGAGAGUUAUUGCCAGGUGAUCGCGCGAUAUUCUUUGCAGGACACGCGAUGAACUUGCCAAAUUCGUCGAAACGUGCGGUGGAUCCGGCUUGUGUAUUGUCUGUCUGCACACGCUAUCGGGAGCUUCACUUGGAAUUCUCAAAUGAAGGAGUUCGCGACGGAUUCAUGUAUUUAUUACAACAAGCAACAUUGCCCUUGCACCAAUGUGCUUUGACUCAAUCGCAUUUGAUGAUGGCGACGGCAACGCCUCCACCGGUACCGCUCUCCUUAUCGAGUAGACAACGUGGAGCAAUGACGCCAUUAGAGGAAGAAAUAAAUCGAAGCAGUGGACCUGAAGUUGAUGAAGAUAUUGAUGAGGCUAGAGCGAAGGAAGCGAUGGCAGCAAGACCCAAUAAUCAGGCUGAAUAA
Molecule: messenger RNA, 3366 nt
Organism: Plasmopara halstedii
Lineage: Eukaryota; Oomycota; Peronosporomycetes; Peronosporales; Peronosporaceae
Product: camk camk1 protein kinase
Exons: 10
Coding region: 1-3366 (1121 amino acids)
Biological process (GO): intracellular signal transduction; protein autophosphorylation; peptidyl-serine phosphorylation
Cellular component (GO): cytoplasm; nucleus
Molecular function (GO): calcium-dependent protein serine/threonine kinase activity; calcium/calmodulin-dependent protein kinase activity; calmodulin binding
Source: RefSeq, a predicted model, not a curated record